AUGGCCUGCGCUUGGGACUUGAAAGGAUCUGCUGGAAAAAAGAUCCUAGUUUCGUUGACAGCCACAUCGGCCGAAACGAAGGGGCAGUGUAUCACAGUUUAUAACAAAGAUGCUGCAGACAACACGGCAGCAAAAAAAAUUUGUGUUGAAGAGGGAAACAACAAGUUUACUGGCGAUCUCGGAAAGGAUGUCACUGUGGAGUUUGAAGGUCCAACAGAACCGGAUAAAUCUAUCAAGAAUUUCGAGGUAUAUUAUCAACUUGAAGACGAGAAUACGGAUACAGUGAACCCUGCUGAAUGUAAUGUGAUUCCGGGACCACCAACAAACCAGGAUCAGUCAUUCACGGUAGCUAAAUCCGGAGACACUAUUCCAGCUGGCCUGACAUGUACAUGGAACAUUCAAACGACUGGUGGGAAGAAUAUACGUGUCAGCUUGAAUGUGGACUCGACGAAAACGGAGAACCAGUGUGUCGCGGUUGCCAAUGUAGACAAAACCGGAGCACAGAUAAUCUGUGGUAAAGAGCAAAACAACACGUUCACUUCCGGUGGACAAGGCGUUGUGAUCGUUUAUCCUGGCUCCAGGACAGCGAACACCCAACAGUCUAACUUCAAAAUACACUAUCAAUUCGAUGUCGCCGCGAAGUCCAUGUUGUCCACAAUGAUUCUCAUUGUAUGUGUUUCGUUUGGCAUGUACGAUCGGGAAUGGUGA
Echinostoma caproni is the source of this 708-nucleotide messenger RNA. NCBI's taxonomy places the organism in Eukaryota, Metazoa, Platyhelminthes, Trematoda, Plagiorchiida, Echinostomatidae. The record is from the annotation of a GenBank genome assembly.